GCUUGGUCCCCUGCCAGUGCUGAGCGCACUGAUCGCGCGCGCACACAGCCGGCGCAUUUCGUGUUUCUACGUGUAGCCGCUGGACCGCGCUGCCCUCCGCGGCGCUCGGGCUGCCCUUUCCCCUCUUCAAUCGGGCCCCCAUCAAGCGGAGAAGUCGUGACUGCUCGAUGGAACUGGGCGUGCGAUCGCGCCCCCGAGGCGCCGGCCCCGUUAUCCGAGGCGGUCCCGUGGAGCUGACAAUGGAGAUGCUACUUCGCGCGUGUGCGGACCUCACCGAGGCGUGCGAGGCCAAAUGGCUGCUUGUCGACGAAGCCGUGGGUGCCGGGCGGCUGCCGUUUUGCAAAGCUCCGGGCGCAUUUUAUCUCAUCGCCCAGCGCGCCGCGCGCCGCGCCGGCACGUACAAGGAAUUUCGCGCCAAGCUCCCAAAGAAUUUUAAGUGUAGGGUCCCAGACUUUUACGUGACCGCGCCGUUGCCUACCGAGUUGAUCCACACCCUCAUGCAAUUUGCCGACGGUCGGACGCUCGCCAGGUUCUCAAUCUGCUCGCCGCAGCUGCGGGUGCGAGCGGACAAAAUCGCGAGCGAGGGCCUGGCGCGCAUCACGACACUCCGCCUCGGGCAACGGGCCGUCGCCCGUUGGAGGACCGAGCUGCGCCUCUUCGCGGUCCUCACGAGCCCGCCAAAUCUCCGGUCACUCUUAGGCCCAGGCACCGCGUGGGCGCCGAUCCGCGACCACGUGGAUGAGUACUACACCAGUUACCACAAGUUUUUGGUAUAUUUGGACGACAGGACCAAUUACAACCUCGAAGACCACCGCGCCUACAUGGUCAAGUACGCCUUGCGCCUCGGCGACGCCGCCGUGAUCGAGGGCGUCAUGCGGACGACGGACUCGGACGAACGGCACGAGCAUAGAAGAAACUUCUACAAAUACCUGUACACACGCAAGAGAUACCUGAAAAAUUACCUGGAUCCUCCCGCGUGGUAUGGGGCCGACGCGCGGUAUGGGACCGAGGAGAUCUCGGACCAUUUCCUGCGCGUCGAGCGAGUACAGGCCGCAGCUGCCGCGAGAGAAUCGAUCGCAGAAUAUAGCCCCCUCCUCCAAAGCGCCGCCAAGCACGACCGCUACUUCCCGGGUCUCGACGAGGAGGAUGUCAUUGAGACUGAUUGGGAAACCAGGGUUCUAAACUUUGGCGGCGACUCCGACUCCGGCGGCGAGGACUAUUAGGGCCCCGCCGUCGAUGCGGAUGACCAUCAGGGCCCCGCCCAAUAGUCCAAGCGCCGUCCAACAACAACAAUAUUCCCGCCCAAGGGCGGAAGAUUAACGUCCAACGGUCAGUCACGUUCCGCGCGACCAACAUCGAACAACAACAGCAUUCCCGCCUAAGGGCGGAAGAACCUAUUGCCAGCCCCACCGAGUAAUUGGUCAAGUAAAAGAGA
Molecule: messenger RNA, 1435 nt
Organism: Pelagomonas calceolata
Lineage: Eukaryota; Pelagophyceae; Pelagomonadales; Pelagomonadaceae
Source: the annotation of a GenBank genome assembly